AUGGUGGUCCGGGGCAAGAAAGUUGUCGUGAUACUGGACACUCCUAAGAAUGUGACGGACACCACGGAAGGAUGGGCCAUGAGUGGGACCAAUGAGUUCUUCCCAGACUACGAGAGCUAUAUCAGACGGCUGGAGUACUUGAAGCAGAAGAAGUUCAUCGACGCUGUCAACGGCAAGUCUGGCCUAACCUUCUUCGAGGCACUUGAGUCUGAGAAUCGAAGUGCGAAAGCCAUCGAGGACAUCUUCCCGCCUCCACUCAAGGACCCCAUACUGCGCAAAGUGCAGUUCUCGACUAUCUCACGGAUGGACGACCUUGUGAGCGCUGUAUUCGACGAGUUCAAGAAGGACUUCUUCCCAGGCGAGAACGUUCAUGUAUUCUUCGAAGAUGGCGACAACUUCACGGGUCUCAUUCGCGAAAAGGCCAAGUUCCCCAUGAUCAGGCAAGUCGAUUCAGGGGUCGUAAUGACCAAACUGGUUGAUACAUUUGCUUAUACACUACUCAGAGGUCCCGACGGUGCCGUUCAGCGUCCUGCGUUCUCUCGCUACUUCGUUCGUCUGCCUGAUAUGCCCGACAAGGAGGCUCUGGUCGACGACAAGCACAUUCGGCGUGACAAGAAAGUAUUCACCAAGCAGAAUCUUCGUCAGUUCCUGAAAAGCUCGUUGCAGCGCGAGUCCUGGAUUGGCGCUCCAUGGCUCGUCAAGGAGCACUUGGCGAUCACGCACCGCCUGCCCAUGGAGAUCCCGCCACACCUCAUGCAAGACGCUAAGCUGCUCGCGAACAAGCAAAUGCUCCAGAUGAAGACACCGAAAAGCCGUCGCGGUCGUCCAUCCGAAGAGCAUGCGAGACAACAGCAAGAGCUAGCUCGCUUGCAGAUGCAACAGCACCCUGGAGCGCCGCCGCACCAUCUCCAGCAGGGCUAUCACCAGCCGCUGGCCUCUCGUAUGGAGCCUCGACCGCUUCCGCCACCGCCAAUCCGCUAUCCGAUCGAAGACACGGACUUGCCACCGCAAGGUAAACAACGACCACAGAUGGACUUCUUGACCGACGAGCAGAAAGCAUAUGUUGAGAGCGGCCGUCGUAUCGAGUUUGACGACGUCUCCAUGGAGUCGACUGGCCUGCUGCUCGAAACCUGGAAUACGCUCAACGUCCAAUGCGAGGUGUAUGUGCUCGAUAGCUUCACCCUCGACGACUUCAAAGACGCUAUGAACUACCGGGACGUCGACACACCUUGCGAGUUGCUGGACGAGGUUCAUUGCGCAGUUUUGUCGCAAAUUGUGGACAAAAAUGGCAAGUUGCAGAUCGUUGGUGGGAUGGCUGACAUGGUUGCUGAUGUCGAUGAUACCGUCUCGGACGGCCACAUCGAGAGCGAGGUCUCAACGCCACAGCCUGACGUUCCUGCUCGCUCAACACGUAGCCGUCUCAGUCACGUCGACCCUGCAGUCGAGAACGGUCGAACACCCACCAGCGAUAGGCCUCAUCGCGCAGCCGAAAUGCUUGGUGAGCGCGGGUGGAAGACCAGGCUUGCGGCCCGUGAGUUCGAGAAUGGUGGUUGGCUACUUAUCAUGAUUGGUCUGCUACAUCAGCUUUCCGCCAAGCCCAUGUGGAAGAUUCGUUGUGACAAGAUCCUGGCUGAGCUUGCGCCUGUUGACCUCGACGCGACACCAGAGACAGCCAUCGAGCGGUACCAGGAGCUUAACGUCAAUUUACGCCUGUCAGCCUUGCAGAUGAUCACCUUGCUUUCGAUUAGCACGCCUGCCAUCAAGCAGUUCUUGGAGUCUUGCAGUGACGACAUGACAGAUGUGCGCAAGCGAAAAAUUGAGCACCAACGCGAGAAGAAAGUUUGUGCUGAGGAGCUACAGACCAAGGAUAGAGACCGCAGGAUCUUGUGGCCCCAGAACAUGCCGGAUUCGCCGAAGCAGGAGAGCGCAGAGCCAGUCUCGGUGACUUCGGCAAAUGGCGAUGGUGACGACACACUCGAGACCAACGGAGCUGGUAGUUCCGAUCCAGAGGACGAGGCGCCAGCGUCUGGCCGCUCACUACGUCGUGCAAGCGAUCGCAAGCGGAAGCGUGACGAGGACAAUGCUCGGCGCGAGAAGGAGAAGGCCGAGAAAGCUGAGGCUGCGAAGAAGGAGAACAAGCAGUCGAAGGAAUUCAAGAAGCUGCUCAAAGAGAUUGAUGAGCUCAAGGAACACAUUUUUGAUCUCGAGGCUAAGAUUGCGGACUGUGAUGCCGACCUGCGCGAGGCUAAUGUCCAGCGUACGAAGGUACUCGGGAAAGAUCGCUACUGCAAUCGCUACUACUGGUUCGAGCGUAAUGGUCAGCCCUUUGGCGGUCUGCCUAGAUCGAGCACGGCAAGCUAUGGCUAUGCGAAUGGCCGAAUCUGGGUGCAGGGUCCGGACGAUCUGGAGCUGGAGGGCUUCAUUGAUCUUGCGCCAGAAGACCAAAAGGCGUAUCGCCUUCGGAACGGAGUCAGUGUGCUGGAGCGUCGCAAGCAGGAAGAGGGCACCACGAGUCUCAUGAAUGCGCAGGAGUGGGGCUACUACGAUGAUCCGGAGCGUCUGGACCAACUCAUCGCUUGGCUCGACGAGCGUGGCGAGCGUGAGAAGAAGCUACGGAAAGAGCUCUGCGAUUGGCGAGAAAUCAUUGCGCAGUUCAUGGAGGCGAAAAAGUCGUUCAUCAAUGGCGAAGCGGCUCGUAAAGUCGAGGCGGAAGAGGAGCACGCAACGAGGGUCAGUACUCGUCAUGCUGCAAAGGAAGACAGUGCCGAGGCGAAGCAAAGAUGCUGCAAGUGGACGAAUGGUAUGGCUCUGGAGGAGUACGGACAUAUCCACUCCAGGCCGGAGCGGAAGAAGGAAAAGAAGGUUAAGGUUGCUGUGAGCCAGAAGGGCGCGGCUACGCUUGUUAGUCGGUCCACUGGGAAGCUGGUCACGAGGCAGGGUGGGAACUACAGCUUCAAGUAG
This is a messenger RNA of Recurvomyces mirabilis, 2961 nucleotides long. RefSeq lists its product as uncharacterized. Gene Ontology annotation, cellular component: nucleus. The transcript is spliced from 7 exons. Gene Ontology annotation, biological process: subtelomeric heterochromatin formation. Lineage: Eukaryota; Fungi; Ascomycota; Dothideomycetes; Mycosphaerellales; Teratosphaeriaceae. The record is from RefSeq and is a predicted model, not a curated record. Bases 1 to 2961 code for a protein of 986 amino acids.